Messenger RNA from Vigna unguiculata (cowpea), 942 nucleotides. Its product is annotated as auxin-binding protein ABP19a-like. Lineage: Eukaryota; Viridiplantae; Streptophyta; Magnoliopsida; Fabales; Fabaceae. Gene Ontology annotation, molecular function: manganese ion binding. The record is from RefSeq and is a predicted model, not a curated record.
ACACCAACUCCAUUUUCAUUCAUCGAAAUUCUAAAGAUGAUUCACACUCUUUUUCUUUUCGCUCUUCUCUCAUCAACUUCCCAUGCUUUCGUGAACGAUUUCUGCGUAGCAAACCUAAAGGGUCCCGAUGGCCCUUCAGGCUAUGAGUGCAAGCCACCGAACACAGUGACAGUGGAUGAUUUUGUGUUCUCUGGUUUAGUUGCAGGAAACACCUCAGGAAUUUUCAAUGCUGCAGUAACCCCUGCAUUUGUGACUGAACUCCCCGGUGUGAACGGUCUUGGUUUAUCUGCAGCACGGUUAGACCUAGCCAAGGGUGGAUUGGUUCCGGCGCACUCACACACUGCUUCAAGUGAAAUUCUGAUAAUGGUGAAGGGUGAAAUCACUGCUGGGUUCAUAACACCUGGUGCAGUUUAUCAGAAGACACUGAAACCAGGAGAUGUUAUGGUUUUCCCACAAGGACUCUUGCAUUUCCAAGUAAAUUCUGGUAAGGGAAAAGCCACUGCUUUUCUUGCUUUCAGUAAUCCAAGCCCAGGAGCACAACUACUUGAUCUUCUUCUGUUCGGCAACAACUUGCCUUCGGAGUUCAUUUCACAAAUUACUCUGCUUGAUUAUGCACAAGUGAAGAAGCUUAAGCCUCGUUUUGGUGGCAGAGGAUAGAAACAUUGCUCAUGCAUUCAUCGUUCCUAUGUUUGUUUGUUUCUGAUAAUAAUGUUGUGCAUGUAUUUUCCAUUUUGAAGUUGAAGAUUUCAUAAGCACGUUGGAAAGUGGAGUAAUUAAGAAGAGUAGUGGGUUAAGAUAUGCUUAAACUUGAUUAGUUUACUUAAUUAUUAUAUCUUUCAUUUGAUACUGUUUUACCUGUGUUAUUCAAGAAUGAUGUCGUAGUAUCACUUGUGGUAGGUGAUUUGCAACUAAGCCAAAUAAAAGGAAGAAGUCUAAAUUUAA